Molecule: messenger RNA, 5835 nt
Organism: Scophthalmus maximus (turbot)
Lineage: Eukaryota; Metazoa; Chordata; Actinopteri; Pleuronectiformes; Scophthalmidae
Product: serine/threonine-protein kinase 32C-like
Exons: 12
Coding region: 487-1830 (447 amino acids)
Biological process (GO): G protein-coupled receptor signaling pathway; protein phosphorylation; regulation of signal transduction
Molecular function (GO): ATP binding; G protein-coupled receptor kinase activity; G protein-coupled receptor binding
Source: RefSeq, a predicted model, not a curated record
CUUCCGGUUUUGUUUUGGCUAACCGUGUAAAAGUCGACGCAGCCGCUCGCUCUCGCGCUCAGCCCCGACCAACAGAAGUCACUCGGUGUCGGAGUGUCUGGCUGCGGAAGACAACAACUGAACACUACCACCAGCGCCGAGUGCCCUCAUGAACCUCCAGCUGUUACUAACCGAACAGUCUUUCUUUCAUUUUUAAAAAACAUUAUAUUCCCAGUCCGUCGGUACCUGCUACUCCUGCUCUCCCCCGAGUGUGAGCGAGCGAGUGCGCGCGCACGCGCGCGUGUUUUUCUGAAUAGACUUAAAGUCGAGGUGCUCGGCCGAGUAAAUUAACGGAUCCAAAAAUCAAGCCAAAUAAAAACGGACGACAGCUUCGAGGGGCGGGUGAAAUGCACGUGCACCCCCUCCGUCUCGCGAGGAGGGAGCCCGACGCCGAGCGGUAGUGUUCUCUCUUCCGACAAAGAGGCGAGGAAUGCGAUCUGAGCACCGAUGUUUCACUGGGGCAAGUGGAAGAAGAGGAUGGGGGCCAACAGCUCUUCAAAGAGACCCGUGUUCGACGAGAAGGAAGAUGUGAACUUUGAUCACUUCCAGAUAUUGCGGGCCAUUGGGAAAGGGAGCUUUGGAAAGGUAUGCAUCGUGCAAAAGAGGGACACGGAGAAGAUGUACGCCAUGAAGUACAUGAACAAACAGCAGUGCAUAGAGAGAGAUGAGGUCCGAAACGUCUUUAGAGAGCUUGAGAUCCUACAGGAAAUUGAACAUGUUUUUUUAGUAAAUCUCUGGUACUCGUUUCAGGAUGAGGAGGACAUGUUCAUGGUGGUGGACCUCCUGCUGGGAGGAGACCUGCGCUACCACCUGCAGCAGAGCGUUCAGUUCAGCGAGGACGCUGUCAAACUCUACCUCUGUGAGAUGACACUGGCGCUGGACUACCUGCAGAACCAGCACAUCAUCCAUAGGGAUGUCAAGCCGGACAAUAUUCUUCUGGAUGAGCAAGGUCAUGCUCACUUGACGGACUUCAACAUCGCAACAAUAAUAAAGAACGGAGAGAGAGCCACAGCCUUAGCUGGAACCAAGCCCUACAUGGCCCCAGAGAUCUUCCAGUCCUUUGUAAGUGGGGGGACGGGUUACGCCUUUGAAGUAGACUGGUGGUCACUAGGGGUGACAAUCUUCGAAGUGCUGCGUGGAUGGAGGCCCUACGAUAUCCAUGCCAGUAACUCAGUGGAGUCCCUGAUUCAGCUCUUCAGCACAGUCAGUGUGCAGUACAGUCCCGCCUGGCCCAAGGACCUGGUUUCCCUCUUGAGGAAGCUACUGACAGUGAACCCAGAGCAUCGUUUCUCCAGUGUGUCCGACAUGCAGAACUCUCCCUACCUCGCUGACGUCAACUGGGACACUGUAUAUGAGAAGAAGAUGGAGGCCGGAUUUGUCCCUAAUAAAGGUCGCCUCCACUGCGACCCCACCUUUGAACUGGAGGAGAUGAUCCUGGAGUCGCGUCCCCUUCACAAGAAGAAGAAGAGGCUGGCCAAGAACCGGUCUCGGGACAACAGCAAGGAUUCGCAGUCUGAGAACGACUACUUACAGGAGUGCCUUGAAGUGGUGCAGCAAGAGUUCAUGAUCUUCAACCGUGAGAGGUUGAAAAGGCGCCAGGAUGAGGGCCAGUCAGAAGCCGGGGGUGAUGAUGCCAGUGGAGAUGGGGACAGAGAGGCCGAAGCCGGGGCCACCGAUGACGACGCACCCGAGCCAGAACCUGAACCUGAGCCCGAGCCCGAGCCCGAGCCCGAGUCCUCCUCCAAGCUGAGCAUGUGCGGCUCCGUCUGCUCCUCCCCCGGCAGCUGCUAGCACCACAUCGCCUCACAGUGACUGACGAUUGCAGGCUGACGCGUUUGUGCCAUACUCGUAGAUACGUUCUCACCGCUCUCCUCUAUUGUAGCUAGGAGUAGAGGAAACACACAGCAGGGCAACUUGAAGCACAGCAGGACCUAAAAUGGCUCCCACCAUUUCCCUUAUCUUUUCUUUCCCCCUGUAGCAUCCUUCCGGUAAGGCAUGAAUGAAGCAGAUUUCCAGAGAGUCCCCGCCUACUGUAUCCUCCCCGCCCUAGAGUAAGCUCUAACUUCUAUGCAAUGUUACAGUAUAGCAUGACAAAUAAGGUAUCACUUACUAGGAGGUGUUCUUCAGAAGCAGAGAGCUCCACAGGCAUGAUGACAUCCCGAGCAAUAGCAGUGCACGGUUUUAGUGGGGUAGGUGGUUUUGGUGGAGACGUCGCCCCUCUCAGCCUUUCCUGUUCAAAAUCUGAUGGAGACGACUGAAUUAUUUAGCACACGCAGGCACUCAAGCUUAUUUUUUAUUGCCUGUGUCUUCUGCCCUCGGCCCUUUUCAUGUAACGUGUGCCCUAAUUCGGAAAAAUAGUUUUUCCUUAUUCUCCUGGAGCGCCUUCCUCCUGUUGCAACACCUUUCUUAGACACUUUUACAGGAAGUGUUCGGGUCUGUUUUACAGUCGGCCAGGACAGUGUGGCUGGUUUCAUGUUGUAAACCUGUUUAAAGUGGUGCCUGUUGAUGAUAAUCAGUAUUUGUUGAUAACGUUGUAGCCAUGGACUAUGGGUAAGAAUGCUAGUUUGGUAUUCCUCUUAAAGCAUUAGCAAACUAUUAUUUUUCAAAGCUUUUUUUUUUUAGGAUGACAGGAUAUUGUAAUUUAUGGGAAUUUAGUGCAGCAAUCAGAAUGAAAGGUUUUGCUUGUCACUGUGUCUGUAAUGGUUAUCAAUAUCUAGUGUUUUAGCCCUGCACCGUGCUCUUAUUCAAAGAGCAUUCAGAAACUUUGCUCUGGGGAAUAAAUACAAAUAAGCAACAGUCACAUCCUGUAAUAAUUAAUUAGAAAGCUCUGUUUGUUUCACUUGAUAUCAUCAUCAUCCGUUUAAGUGCUUGGUUAGUGUAAAGAUCAUCUCCCUCUAGAGUUUAUUUUGGGGCCGUACCUAAAUGUGUAGCUGCGUCCUGUUGGUACUUCAAAUUGUAUGGAUGAGAUAGUCUAUUACUUGUCAUCGUAAUAGUGUAACAUUUAAGGUGGCACCAUCAAUCUCAGUGUAACCAUCUGGGAAUAUGUAGCAAAGGUCCACCUUAAAACCCUGAGGCCUAAUAAAAUGAAAACCAUGUAAAUAGCAUUCAGUGUAGGUAAUUAAACUCGCCACAGUUUUAUGUGGGACUGCGAACUCGACAUAUAAAACUAAAGGAAGAGCUGUGUGAGGCUUCACACUGCUUCAUUCCUCUCUUCUUUCCAAGUGUGCAGGCACAACUUGUAGGCAAAAUAUGCCAAAGCUUUUCUACCAUUUGCAUAACCAUUUCUAAGGAACUCAAAGUGUGUGAAUGUAUGUCUCCUUUUUCCCAGUCAAACAUUAAGUCAGCGUUCCUUCUGCAAGUGAAAAAAGAAAUAAUAAUACUAUAAUUUAUACAAUCAUAUUGAGAUUAUAUAAAGUUUAUAAUUCAGGUAAGGGGGCGACCUCAAAGCAAUAGUUUUGGGAUGUGCGCCUAUUUCGCUAUCUUUGAAAGAAUGAAAUGAGAAGAUGGCUACCACCACUUGGAGAGCAGAGCUGGAGCCGAGAGGAUGCAAGGCUCCACUUACCCGCCCCUCUACAGCUCAUGAAUUUACAUUUGAACGUAUUUGUUGAAUCCAUUUCCCAAAAGUAAUAUAAAAGUGACAAUUUAUUCAUGUUCUCUGUUCUCGAGCUCUGAGCAGUACGUCUCCAGAUGUGCUGCACAGAAGUUCUGAUUGGUUGCAAAAAGUCCUGUCCGUCAACUCACGGUUACGUCGCAAUUUCCUCGAAAACCGACAAAUUAUACAUUUCUGUGGACAUGUUUUAAAAUGAGGUACAGCAGGUUCAGCUUUGAGCCGAAGUGUUGCGGUGGAUGGAGAGACUGAACUUUGCAGAGGGCCAGUCUGGACGCUCAGGAGACUCUCAGGGGACAGCGAGGCCUCUUUAUCGUAUCGGGAUUAAGUGUUAAAUAUGAGGGCCGGUAAAGUGAAAUACUGGCCAAAGACAAUUAAAUUAAUGAUUUAAAAACUAGCUAACAGCUAAAUAGUUAUACCUUAGCACCGUAGUGGCUAAAAGGUAUUUGAUGGAGGGCCCAUCAGGCAGUUGACAGAGCGGUACGUUAGCAAGGCAUUUAGCCUCAAGUCGAAACACGACAGUUUAACAUGGCGUCAAAGUCCAAAGAUAUAUCCUCUUCUGUAUUAUCCUAACUAUCGGUGGCCAAUCCAUUAACUCUCCAAAGGUGUUUGGUGGUGUUUUUCUCUGUGUGCUUGCUAACGUUAGCCACUGGUGUACCAACAUUCAGGAAAUCACCAGGGGCUAACGUUAAGCUAGCUGCUAACGUUAAGCUAGCUGCUAAAGCAGCGUAAAAUCAAAACUCAAAGUGACAAGUAACGUUGUUUUUUUCUUUUCUUCUUUAAUUUAUAUUUUAGUAAAGUGCACCAGGUGACAAGUAAUUGUUUAGAAUUUUUAAUUUGUCCAAUGGUAGUUUGUGACCUGUGAUAGUCACUUAACCGUAAAACCGUUACGUUGUUAGCAUUAGCUGUACCAAUCGUCUCAUCUCACCCUCGGAAAGAAAGCAAAUAAGUCUACUUCCCAAAAUGUUGAACUAUUUCUAUUAACUAUGAUGAUUAGGUUAAGAAUCUUAUUUUAAAAGUGGCACCUUCCAAGUUUGCCAAAAUGUACGAUGAGUUUAAUACUGUCAAGCCCUGCGCGCUUUUUUCUUUUCUUUUUUCUUUUGCAUGUACCUUAACAGUAUAAGCCUGUUUUUUGCCAAGGCCUUGAGCUUUAAGCCUUACUGGCUGAUUUGUGCAUGCACAAGCUUUUGGUAUUAGCAUACCUCGAUACUCGCCGGAUUAUUGACACGGUCCAAAACUGACCUGUCGCUGGACAGUGAGUUUUGUGAACUUUAAAACUGUAUAAAAUCCUAUAAUCCCAGUGUUCGUUGGACGGCAUGAUAUUUCUAGGUGAUAUGCAGUACCCCUCGGCCUCCUGUAGGGCGUCUUAACGCUCUGCUGGAGUGUACGGGCGCGUGGCCUUGCUGUUUGAGUUAGAUUGAGGUCAGCAGCUGUGUGUGAUGCUCUUGUCGUGGGUUAAGUGUUGCGUCCAUGUUUGUGCGGCAAAGGAAGAAGACAUUUGGAACUGGGGCAGGCUUUUUCACUUCACCCCGACACAGACAUUUGCUGCAUUAUUCAAACACUGAAUGUCUCCAUUUGUGCAAGAGGAAUCUCAGUUAUUUCUAAGACUGCACACCAUCAGAAUCAACAUUGGCUUGAGGUGGAUGUGUAACUAUAUGUUAAUCAUUUGUAAAUGGGUAAAAACUCACUCUUGACAGUUCAUUUAAGUGCAGCUUUUCUCUGAGUUACAAUACUAUUUUGGCAUUUGUUCUUUGAUAUCAGUGAUCAUUCCUGAUAGGACCGUGCUCGCGAACCCUUCCGACACGUUUCUUUGUGUGUUAUUGUCCUGGAUGCUGUUAGGUGUUUCCCAAAAAAAAAAAAUGGCAUUGUGCUAGUGUUUGGCCGGCAACAGCAUGUCUCCUAUGAUCGAUGCUCUCAAUGCGUUCCAUACUGUAGAUGUCUUACCUCUGUGGAUACAGUUUGAAACUCAGUGCCCUGUUGAAAGAAAAGAAAAAAUCAAGAAGAAAAUGUGAUUUAUACCACUCUUUUCCUCCUUGUGAUCCUAUUUUGCAUAAUGUUAAUGUGCUGUAGGAUUUAUUUUUUUUCCACAGGGAAAGCCUUGUUACUGUACCAACUGAAAUUGCUCUGUGUUUAAAACAUGCUGCUUUAACUGCUUUGAUAAAGAAAUAAAACUCCUUCCAGUCAUUUUA